AUGGACCAAAGUAGUAUAACACCAAAUACAUCGAAUCAGCAGUUAGUAAUUAACGGAGAUAAUGAAUCUGCAACUGCAUUGUUGAACGAGAAGCAGGGUAGAAAGCGCGAUAGUUUGAGAGAUGUCACCUUCAUAGAAUUCAUGACCGUCGGCAUAUUGUGUUAUGUUAACCUUAUCAACUAUAUGGACAGGUUCACCCUCGCCGGUGUAUUAGGGGAUGUCAAAAAUGAAUUCAACAUUGGUGAUGAUUACGCCGGCUUCCUUCAGACCGUGUUUGUGGUCGCGUACAUGGUUUUCGCGCCAAUAUUCGGUUAUUUGGGUGACAGAUACUCAAGGAGGAAAAUCAUGGCAUUCGGUGUGGCCCUGUGGAGUCUCACCACUUUCGUAGGGUCAUAUAUACCUGAUUUCGCCUGGUUCGCGGUAUUUCGCGGCCUGGUCGGUAUAGGUGAGGCGUCAUACUCAACCAUCGCACCGACCAUUAUCAGUGACCUAUUCGUCGGUAACGUCCGAUCGAAAAUGCUUGCGUUUUUCUAUUUCGCUAUACCAGUCGGAAG
Danaus chrysippus (African queen) is the source of this 554-nucleotide messenger RNA. The record is from the annotation of a GenBank genome assembly. Lineage: Eukaryota; Metazoa; Arthropoda; Insecta; Lepidoptera; Nymphalidae.